CUACAAGGUGUUAUAUAGCAAUAACUCUAAUAAUUUCUAUAAAGUAGAUAUAUACAUAAUAAAGUAAAAAUGAAUUUAGAAUUAUUAGAAUCAUUUGGUCAGAAUUAUCCAGAGGAGUUUGAUGGCACAUUAGAUUGCAUAUCAUUAGCAGUCACCUGUACAUUUAAUAAAAGGGGAACUCUUCUCGCUGUUGGGUGUAAUGAUGGUAGAAUUGUUAUUUGGGAUUUUUUAACACGUGGUGUUGCUAAAAUCAUUAGUGCACAUGUACAUCCUGUAUGUUCAUUGAGCUGGUCUAGGAAUGGUCAUAAAUUAUUAAGUGCAUCUACAGAUAAUAAUGUUUGUAUAUGGGAUGUCUUAUCUGGAGAAUGUGACCAAAAAUAUAGAUUUCCUUCUCCAAUAUUAAAAGUUCAAUUUCAUCCAAGAAAUCUUAAUAAAUUUCUAGUGUGUCCAAUGAGACAUGCAGCAGUAAUGGUUGAUGUUGAGGGUACACAUAGAGUUAUUCCUCUUGAUGAUGAUAGUGAUUUGAACAUAGUAGCAUCUUUUGAUCGUCGAGGAGAUUAUGUGUAUACUGGAAAUGCUCGUGGUAGAAUUCUAGUUCUUGAUGUGGAAUCCUUAACUGUGAAAGCUUCUUAUAAAAUAUCACAAGGCACAGCUAGUAAUACAGCUGUAAAGAGCAUUGAAUUUGCUAGACGUGGUUCUUGUUUCUUAGUAAAUACAUCAGACAGAGUAAUUCGUGUAUAUGAUAGUACUGAAGUAUUAGCUUGUGGAAAAGAUGGUGAACCAGAACCAAUACAAAAAUUGCAAGAUCUUGUAAACAAAACUAUGUGGAAGAAGUGUUGUUUUUCUGGAGAUGGGGAAUAUGUUUGUGCUGGAUCUGCAAGACAACAUGCUUUAUAUGUAUGGGAAAAAAGUAUUGGAAAUUUAGUAAAAAUUUUACAUGGAACUAAAGGAGAAUUAUUACUUGAUGUUGUUUGGCAUCCAGUGAGACCAAUUAUUGCUUCCAUAUCAUCUGGUGUUGUUUCUAUUUGGGCACAAAAUCAAGUUGAAAAUUGGUCUGCAUUUGCCCCAGAUUUUAAAGAAUUAGAUGAAAAUGUUGAAUAUGAAGAAAGAGAAAGUGAAUUUGAUUUGAGUGAUGAAGAUAAAUCUGUGGUGCAAGGCGAAGAGGCUCAAGAUGAGGAGAUAGAAGUAGAUGUUGCAUCUAUAGAUAGAGUGGCUGCUUUUUGCAGUUCUGACGAAGAAAUGGAAGAUAUUGGUUCGUUGCAGUUUUUACCAAUAUCACCAGAUGUAGAAGAUUCAGAAGAUACUCAAACGACACUGCACGAGCCACCUAUGAAAAAACAUCGUUCUCAUGAUAUUCACUUACAAGGUGCACCAGUAGAUGAAACUCACCCAUUAUUAAAUAAAGGAAAAGAUAAACCAACAACCAAGAAAGGAAGACCAAGAUUAGAACACAGAAAAGGAAAAUAAAUUCGAAUAUAUUUAGCGUAAAAAGUAUCUUCUAAUGUACAAAUUAAUUAAAAAUACUUCAUGUAUAUUGUUGACUGCGAGAAUAUUUUAUAACCAUAAUGUAUGUUAUAAAAUGUAUUGCUUCCUAUGGAAUGUAUCUUAUACCUUUCAGCCUUACGUGUUUUUACAUUGAAAACCUGUCUUAAGAUUUUAAAGAUCUAUUAUAUAUGUUGAAAUAAAUGAAGACAAUUUUCAAUUUUUGUAUGUAUUUACUAAAUAACGAAUUUAAUGUAAUAUAUAGGUUUUAAUGUCUUUAAGAGGUGUUUAUAUCCCAGCUAAGCAAUUUUAGUAGCUUUUGUUACAAUUUGACCAUAUAGAAUAAUUGCGUAUCUUAUACCUUAUACGAUACCUACAUACAAUACAUAUGUACUCUGAUGUCAAUACUACCAAUUUUAAGAAAAGUACAAGUUGAAAUGCAGUUAACCUAUAUAUUACUGCUGAAUUAUUUAAAAAACAAAUUAACUGAUCGAUAAAUGGCUUAUCUUAUCUUGUGUAGCGAUUUUUGAAAGCGCAAUUAAAAUUGCGUAGUAUUUGGAUUAACUUGUAACUUUAA
Bombus pyrosoma is the source of this 2059-nucleotide messenger RNA. RefSeq names its product retinoblastoma-binding protein 5 homolog (gene Rbbp5). The coding region runs from base 70 to 1467 and encodes 465 amino acids. Gene Ontology annotation, cellular component: Set1C/COMPASS complex. The transcript is spliced from 7 exons. Gene Ontology annotation, molecular function: protein binding. Lineage: Eukaryota; Metazoa; Arthropoda; Insecta; Hymenoptera; Apidae. The record is from RefSeq and is a predicted model, not a curated record.